CAAAGGAUAUAGGGUCACAAAUGUUAGCCUUUGUACUUAUUGUCAUGUUUCCUAUAGUUGUUUUGUGACAAAUUUUGCUUCCCUCUUUAGAAGCUGGUAAGAGACUUACAGGAACAUCACCAUGGUAAGAAUGUGUGCAUUUUACAAUAAAUUAAUCUGUAAAAAGUAUAAUGUUCAGAACCUGACAUUCUCUUUGCCUCUGUGUACUCCGAUUUCAGCUUCUUUAUUUCUUCUAUAAUCGCAAGCUGAACAAUUAUCUCCCACACAGCAUGAGUUAUGGACAAACAUCCUUAGGAAGGGAGAUGAUUCAGUGGAUAAAGUGCUUGCCAUGAGUCUGUGAGAAAGGAAGUUUGGAUUCUCAGAAUCCACAUGAGGUCUUGAGGAUCUCAUGUGCAUCUGAAUCCUGGGGCACUUAUGGUGAGGCAGGAGGUGGUGAGAGAGAAUCCCCUGAAGUUUACUGGAUAGUUUGCCUGGGUUUCUUAUUCAUGAAGAAGGGAUUGAGCCACAUAACCAAGGUUGGAAGAAUGUUGCAUGCUGUUAUUCUCAAGGCUCCCUGACAAGCCCUCCUUUGUUGUUCCUAGGUGUGUGAAUGUGGAUAAUGUCAGCUCUACCUCCUCUGUGAAGGUAAAAUGCUUCUUUGUGAAAUUAAUUUUCUUAUGAAUUUUGUUAUAAUUCAGCAAUAGUGUAACUAUCCCAGUUUUAUAUGGAAAGAUUGUUCAAGGGAGUCCACAUUGUAGAUGUGGAGAUUUCUACAAACUGCAAGUGAGCAGUAAGUCCUUGUGGGUAGUGGUGGCCAAUAAGAGAAUGGACUCAAAAGACAUAGUGAGUGGAAGACUGAGCGCAGUCCUCGUACAAUAGAAGAUGUCUGAUGUUUGACAAGUAUUGUUUGCAGAAAUGAGUACAUGUUCGACUGAUUUUAAAAUGUGACUGUUACUAGACCAUAAUAUUUCUUUUUAAAAAAAUUUUUAUUAGAUAUAUUUCUUUACUUACUUUUCCAAUGUUUUUCCCCUUCCUGGAUUCCGGUCCAUGAGCCCCCAUCCCUUUUCCCUCACCCUCUCCCAUAUCGGUUUUCCUGGGCCGGAGAGAUGGCUCAGUGGUUAAGAGCACUGACUGAAAGAACCAAAAAAAAACCAAAAAAAAAAACAAAACAAAAAAAAAAAGAGCACUGAUUGCUCUUCCAGAGGUCUUGAUGAAUCCAAUUCCCUGCAACCACAUGUUGACUGACGACUAUCUAUAAUGAGAUAUGAUGAUCUCUCCUGGUGUGUCUGAUGAUAGCUACUGUAUACUUAUAUAUAAUAAGUACUUCUUAGUAAGUCCAGACAUUUCUAUAAUCCAUGAAUCUCCUAAGUGACUUUACCCUCAGGAAAAUGCAUGCAAUUUUUAUCUACCUUUGGACACUGCUAUUUUAGGAUCCUGUAUGAGAGCAUCUCCUUGGUUUCUCUAUUUCAUGUGUAUUUACACUAAGGAGAAAUUGUGGCUAUGUAGCAGUUUGUAAUAUGUUCAUCAAGUUUGUCUUCUGAGAAUAGAGCAUUUUCUAUUUGAUUCUAUGAGGGUAUGUUGAAAGCUCUUCAUCUAGAAAAACAACAAGUGUUUUUCCCAAUUAUCCAGCAUUUUUAGAUGCAGGGAGUCAAUUACUGUAUAUUUCCAUUUAAGUUCUUCUUUAUGGAUUUUAAAAUAAUAUAAACUUAUAUUCUUUGUGCCACAUUCAAACAGUUAAAAUAUUGUAGUGCUUUACUUAGAUAUUUUGAUAUCCAGUCUGAGGCUGCUUUAUCACUGUGAGCUGCUCAAGGUUAAGAAACCUGUUGCUAUAUAACCUAUAGCCCUAUAGUGAGGGGCUGUGUGAAUGAAGAGUGGCAAUUUAAUGAUUUUUGAAUGUGACUCAGUGGACCAAUGUGUUUCUAUAAAGCAGUUUCACCGGUUCUAUGGUAUGGACAGUGCUAGCAAUUAAAUUGCCAUUUAUUUGUAAAUGAAAACUGUGCAUUUUGUGAUUCCCCACAAUGGAAGAGUAAGACUGUUAGAAGGGGCCUCAUUAAUAUUAAUAAUCAUCUUAAACUAGAAGCAGAAUAAUUGACUGAUAAUGAAUUAAGCUUAGUCUCAACAAGAACAAGGUCAAGUUUGUCAGUUAAUGAUUUUCUCUUAAUCUAGGCUAGCAUAAAUAUUUUAACUUCUUGAUGGUAUCCUAUUAAGUUGUAAAUAGGCAUAUAAGAAGAUAUUUUAUAUUUAAUAAUUUUGAUUUUCAUGUGUCAAUAUCCUGUAAUUCCUAAAGAACAUUGUUGAUUUGAAAGCAUGCAUCCUAAAAGAAUAGAGUUAAUUUCAAGACCAAAUAAAAAGUAAACUCUCUUCUCUGCAUUGCAGGGAGAAUCGGGAAGAAAAUUCCAUAUAAUACCUAAGAAGAUCCAAAACAUUUUUAGAAAAUCUGGAGUUUAUGUGUGUUCUCGAGGAGAGCCAGUACCUGAUGUAUGGAAAGCAAAAAAAUCCAUAAUGGAUGAAAAAUAUAAAACAGAUAAUUUCUAUGCUGUGUCUUCUGAGCAUAGAAAUUCUAUUCCUAAGGCUACUGCUGAUCGUGAAGCUUCCACCUCUACUGCUGACAGCCUGGAUGCUGCCGAGCCUGACCCAACAAAUUCUACAAAUGCUACUGACUGUCUGGCUGCUCUUGAGCGUGAGCUGACUAAUUCCAACAACACUGCUGACUGUCUGGCUGACCUUGAGCCUGAUCCGACGAUUUCUACCAAUGCCGCUGACUUUCAGGCUGCUGUUGCACCAGAGCCAACUAUGUCCACCCACCCUGCUAACUGUCUGCCUGAUGUGGAACCAGAGCCAACUAUGUCCACCCACCCUGCUGACACUCUGGCUGCUCUUGAGCCUGAGCUGACUACUUUCAACAACACUGCUGACUGUCUGGCUGACCUUGAGCCUGAGCCAAACAUGUCCACCCACCCUGCUGACAGUCUGCCUGAUGUGGAACCAGAGCCAACUAUGUCCAAUCACCCUGCUGACACUCUGGCUGCUCUUGAGCCUGAACUGACUAAUUCCAACAACACUGCUGACUGUCUGGCUGACCUUGAGCCUGAUCCGACGAUUUCUACCAAUGCCGCUGACUUUCAGGCUGCUGUUGCACGAGAGCCUGCUAUGUCCACCAACCCUGCUGACAGUAUGGCAGCUGUUGAGCCUGAGCCGACUAUGUCCACCCACCCUGCUGACAUUCUGACUGCUGAUGAGCCUGAACAUAAUAAUUCUACCAAAGCUGCUGACUGUCGGGCUGACCUUGAGCCUGAGCCAAACAUGUCCACCCACCCUGCUGACAGUCUGCCUGAUGUGGAACCAGAGCCAACUAUGUCCACCCACCCUGCUGACACUCUGGCUGCUCUUGAGCCUGAGCUGACCAAUUUCAACAACACUGCUGACUGGCUGGCUGACCUUGAGCCUGAUCCGACUAUUUCUACCAAUGCCGCUGACUUUCAGGCUGCUUUUGCACCAGAGCCCGCUAUGUCCACCCACCCUGCUGACACUCUGGCUGCUCUUGAGCCUGAGCUGACUAAUUUCAACAACACUGCUGACUGUCUGGCUGACUUUGAGCCUGAUCCGACUAUUUCUACCAAUGCCGCUGACUGUCGGGCUGCUGUUGCACCAGAGCCCGCUAUGUCCACCAACCCUGCUGACAGUAUGGCAGCUGUUGAGCCUGAGCCGACUAUGUCCACCCACCCUGCUGACAUUCUGACUGCUGACGAGCCUGCACAUAAUACUUCUACCAAAGCUGCUGACUGUCGGGCUGACCUUGAGCCUGAGCCAAACAUGUCCACCCACCCUGCUGACAGUCUGCCUGAUGUGGAUCCAGAGCCAACUAUGUCCACCCACCCUGCUGACACUCUGGCUGCUCUUGAGCCUGAGCUGACCAAUUUCAACAACACUGCUGACUGGCUGGCUGACCUUGAGCCUGAUCCGAGUAUUUCUACCAAUGCCGCUGACUUUCAGGCUGCUGUUGUACCAGAGCCAACUAUGUCCACCUACCCUGCUGACUGUCUGCCAGAUGUGGAACCAGAGCCAACUAUGUCUACCCACCCUGCUGACACUCUGGCUGCUCUUGAGCCUGAGCUGACUAAUUUCAACAACACUGCUGACUGUCUGGCUGACCUUGAGCCUGAUCCAACGAUUUCUACCAAUGCCGCUGACUGUCGGGCUGCUGUUGCACCAGAGCCCGCUAUGUCCACCAACCCUGCUGACAGUAUGGCAGCUGUUGAGCCUGAGCCGACUAUGUCCACCCACCCUGCUGACAUUCUGACUGCUGAUGAGCCUGAACAUAAUAAUUCUACCAAAGCUGCUGACUGUCGGGCUGACCUUGAGCCUGAGCCAAACAGGUCCACCCACCCUGCUGACAGUCUGCCUGAUGUGGAACCAGAGCCAACUAUGUCCACCCACCCUGCUGACACUCUGGCUGCUCUUGAGCCUGAGCUGACCAAUUUCAACAACACUGCUGACUGGCUGGCUGACCUUGAGCCUGAUCCGACUAUUUCUACCAAUGCCGCUGACUUUCAGGCUGCUGUUGCACCAGAGCCCGCUAUGUCCACCCACCCUGCUGACACUCUGGCUGCUCUUGAGCCUGAGCUGACUAAUUUCAACAACACUGCUGACUGUCUGGCUGACUUUGAGCCUGAUCCGACUAUUUCUACCAAUGCCGCUGACUGUCGGGCUGCUGUUGCACCAGAGCCCGCUAUGUCCACCAACCCUGCUGACAGUAUGGCAGCUGUUGAGCCUGAGCCGACUAUGUCCACCCACCCUGCUGACAUUCUGACUGCUGACGAGCUUGCACAUAAUACUUCUACCAAAGCUGCUGACUGUCGGGCUGACCUUGAGCCUGAGCCAAACAUGUCCACCCACCCUGCUGACAGUCUGCCUGAUGUGGAACCAGAGCCAACUAUGUCCACCCACCCUGCUGACACUCUGGCUGCUCUUGAGCCUGAGCUGACCAAUUUCAACAACACUGCUGACUGGCUGGCUGACCUUGAGCCUGAUCCGAGUAUUUCUACCAAUGCCGCUGACUUUCAGGCUGCUGUUGUACCAGAGCCAACUAUGUCCACCUACCCUGCUGACUGUCUGCCAGAUGUGGAACCAGAGCCAACUAUGUCCACCCACCCUGCUGACACUCUGGCUGCUCUUGAGCCUGAGCUGACUAAUUUCAACAACACUGCUGACUGUCUGGCUGACCUUGAGCCUGAUCCGACUAUUUCUACCAAUGCCGCUGACUGUCGGGCUGCUGUUGCACCAGAGCCCGCUAUGUCCACCAACCCUGCUGACAGUAUGGCAGCUGUUGAGCCUGAGCCGACUAUGUCCACCCACCCUGCUGACAUUCUGACUGCUGACGAGCCUGCACAUAAUACUUCUACCAAAGCUGCUGACUGUCUGGCUGACCUUGAGCCUGAGCCAAACAUGUCCACCCACCCUGCUGACAGUCUGCCUGAUGUGGAACCAGAGCCAACUAUGUCCAAUCACCCUGCUUACACACUGGCUGCUCUUGAGCCUGAGUCGACUAAAUCCUCCAAUGCUGCUGACUGUCUGGCCUAUGUUGAGCCAGAGCCAGCUAUGUCCACCCACCAUGCCGACAGUCUGGCUGCUCUUGAGCAUGAGCUGUCUCAUGCCAACAAAGAUGCUGACUGUCUGGCUUCUCUCAAGGCUGAGCUGAUUAAUUCCACCAAUGCUACUGAUUGUCUGGCUUCUGUUGGGACUGAGACAACCAUGUCCACCCAGCCUACUGACAAUUUGGCAGCUGUUGAGCCUGAACAUAAUAAUUCCACCAAUACUGCUGACGGUAAGGACUCUGUUGAACAAGAGCCAGCUAAGCCCACCUACCGUGCCGACAGUCUGGCUGCUCUUGAGCAUGAGCUGACUAAUUCCAACAACACUGCUGACUGUCUGGCUUCUCAGAAGGCUGAGUCAAUUGAUUCUACCAAUGCUACUGAUUGUUUGGCUUCUGUUGGGACUGAGACAACUAUGUCCACCCACCCUGCUGACAAUAUGGCUACUGAUGAGCUUGAGCCUACACAUUCCACCAAUGCUGCUUACUUUCUGGCCGCUCCUGAGCCCCAGUCGACUAAUUCCUCCAAUGUUGCUGAUAUUCUGGCUUCUGUUGGGUCUGAGACAACCAUGUCUACCCACCUUGCUGAUAUUCCUAUUGCUCAUGAGCCUGACUAUAAUGAUUCUACCAAUGCUGCUGACAGUCUGGACUCCGUUGAGCCAGAGCCAGCUAUGUCCACCCACCGUGCCGACAGUCUGGCUGCUCUUGAGCAUGAGCUGUCUCAUGCCAACAAAGCUGCUGACUGUCUGGCUUCUCUCAAGGCUGAGCCAACCAUGUCCACCCAGCCUGCUGACAGUUCAGCAGCUGUUGAGCCUGAACCUACAAUUUCCAUCAGAGCUGCUGAUUGUCUGGCUAAUGUUCUGCCUGAGCUAACUAUGUCAACCCACCCUGCUGGCUGUCUGGACUCUGUUCAGCUUGAGUCAUCUAUGUCCACACACCCAGCUGAUAAUAUGGCUACUGAUGAGCUUGAGACUACAAAUUCGACGAACGCUGCUUACUGUCUGGCUGCUCUUGAGCCUGAGUCGACUAAAUCCUCCAAUGCUGCUGACUGUCUGGCCUAUGUUGAGCCAGAGCCAGGUAUGUCCACCCACCGUGCCGACAGUCUGGCUGCUCUUGAGCAUGAGCUGUCUCAUGCCAACAAAGCUGCUGACUGUCUGGCUUCUCUCAAGUCUGAGCCAACCAUGUCCACCCAGCCUGCUGACAGUUCGGCAGCUGUUGAGCCUGAGCCUACAAUUUCCAUCAGAGCUGCUGAUUGUCUGGCUAAUGUUCUGCCUGAGCUAACUAUGUCAACCCACCCUGCUGGCUGUCUGGACUCUGUUCAGCUUGAGUCAUCUAUGUCCACACACCCAGCUGAUAAUAUGGUUACUGAUGAGCUUGAGACUACAAAUUCGACGAACGCUGCUUACUGUCUGGCUGCUCUUGAGCCUGAGUCGACUAAAUCCUCCAAUGCUGCUGACUGUCUGGCCUAUGUUGAGCCAGAGCCAGGUAUGUCCACCCACCAUGCCGACAGUCUGGCUGCUCUUGAGCAUGAGCUGUCUCAUGCCAACAAAGAUGCUGACUGUCUGCCUUCUCUCAAGACUGACCUGAUUAAUUCCAUCAAUGCUACUGAUUGUCUGUCUUCUGUUGGGCCUGAGACAACCAUGUCCACCCAGCCUGCUGACAGUGUGGCAGCUGUUGAGCCUGAACAUAAUAGUUCCACCAAUGCUGCUGACGGUCUGGACUCUGUUGAACAAGAGCCAGCUAAGCCCACCCACCGUUCCGACAGUCUGGCUGCUCUUGAGCAUGAGCUGACUAAUUCCAACAACACUGCUGACUGUCUGGCUUCUCAGAAGGCUGAGUCAAUUGAUUCUACCAAUGCUACUGAUUGUUUGGCUUCUGUUGGGACUGAGACAACUAUGUCCACCCACCCUGCUGACAAUAUGGCUACUGAUGAGCUUGAGCCUACACAUUCCACCAAUGCUGCUUACUGUCUGGCUGCUCUUGAGCCUGAGUCGACUAAAUCCUCCAGUGCUGCUGACUGCCUGGCCUAUGUUGAGCCAGAGCCAGCUAUGUCCACCCACCGUGCCGACAGUCUGGCUGCUCUUGAGCAUGAGCUGUCUCAUGCCAACAAAGAUGCUGGCUGUCUGGCUUCUCUCAAGGCUGAGCUGAUUAAUUCCACCAAUGCUACUGAUUGUCUGGCUUCUGUUGGGACUGAGACAACCAUGUCCACCCAGCCUGCUGACAGUUUGGCAGCUGUUGAGCUUGAACAUAAUAAUUCUACCAAUGCUGCUGACGGUCUGCACUCUAUUGAACAAGAGCCAGCUAUGCCCACCCACCGUUCCGACAGUCUGGCUGCUCUUGAGCAUGAGCUGUCUCAUGCCAAUAAAGCUGCUGACUGUCUGGCUUCUCUCAAGGCUGAGCCAACCAUGUCCACCCAGCCUGCUGACACUUUGGCAUCUGUUGAGCCUGAGCCUACUUUUUCCACCAAAGCUGCUGAUUGUCUGGCUACUGUUCAGCCUGAGCUAACUAGGUCAAACCACCCUGCUGACUGUCUGGAUUCUGUUCAGCCUGAGUCAUAUAUGUCCCCACACCCUGCUGACAGUUUGGUAGCUAUUGAGCCUGAACUGACUAAUUCCACCAAAGCUGCUGACUUUCUGGGUGCUGUUGAUCCCGAGUCAACCAAAUCCAUCCACCCUGCUGACAGUAUGGCAGUUGAUGAGCCUGAGCUGCCUAAUUCCAACAUUGCUGCUGACUGUCUGGACGACCUUGAGCCUGAUACGACUAUUUCUACCAAUGCCGCUGACUGUCAGGCUGCUGUUGGGUCUGAGACAACCCUGUCCACCCAGCCUGCUGACAGUUUGGCAGCUGUUGAGCCUGAGCCGACUAAUUCCACCAAAGCUGCUGACUGUCUGGACUCUGCUGAGCCAGAGCCAACUAUGGCCACCCACCAUGCUGACAUUCUGACUGCUGUUGAGCCUGAACAUACUAAUUGCUCCAGUACUGCUGACUGUCUGCCUGCUGUUCAGCCUGAGUCCAGUAUGUCCACCCACCCUGCUGACAGUAUGGCUGCUAUUGAUGCUGAGCCUACAGAUCCUGCCAUUGUUGCUGACUGUCUGGCUGCUCUUGAACCUCGGCUGUCUGUUACAUGUGCUGCUGACAGUAGUGUGUUAGUUGAGAGUCAUGACUCAGGACCAGCUAGUCACAUUGGAUUGGAUUAUGUAGUUGAUUUACCUCUUUACAAGGAGAGUACAAGGUACAAACCCCAUGCUGACCCAGAGCCCACUCCUGGUUCCUGCACUUGUUAUUCCCUUGACUCCAUUCAAAUGACUAACCUGACUCUUUUGAUAUCCCUUAGUGAAGAAGAAAUAUUUGAUUCUGCUACUUCAGAUGAGGAAUCUUCUUUUACUCCUGACGUAGAAGAAGGUCUGCCUGCUACUCAGGGUGCUGAGGAUAUUUUUCAUGCUUCCGCACGAGCUGAACCAAUAAACCACAGCUUGAACCUUCUCAGGGAGAGUGGAUAUCUUCGGGCAACAGAGAUACCACGCAUACCUUUUUUGCUCUUCAUAUGGCUUAUAUCCUCACUCUUAUCCAUCAUAACAUGGAUGAAAAUCCAAAUUCAACAAGCAUGGCAUGAAGAAAAUGGCCAAGGAGCUCCCACUAAGAAGAGAGUCGGACCAGUGGCUGCGGCUCCUGAUCCCUAG
Messenger RNA from Rattus norvegicus (Norway rat), 9249 nucleotides. The record is from RefSeq and is a predicted model, not a curated record. NCBI's taxonomy places the organism in Eukaryota, Metazoa, Chordata, Mammalia, Rodentia, Muridae.